Molecule: messenger RNA, 300 nt
Organism: Pelobates cultripes (western spadefoot toad)
Lineage: Eukaryota; Metazoa; Chordata; Amphibia; Anura; Pelobatidae
Source: the annotation of a GenBank genome assembly
AUGGCUCCCAUCCGGACUUGCAUCAAAUCAGACAACCAACAGAAUGACUACCGUGAUCAUAUCCGGCAACCAAUAGGUAUGUGCAAAUACAAACUCGGCAAUGUUCAGUGUCAAAAACGGCAUGGCAAUCACACCACAGAUCCACAAAUAGUUCAUGUACAAAGGUCCACAGAUUCAGCGCACAGCAAGAUCAAACGACAAAUAGAAUCCAUGAUGUUCCACAGUAGGCCAAAGACACAACAAAAUGGCUGCCGUGAUUUGUUGCAGCCACUCAAAAUCCGCACAUGCGACCACACUUAG